AGCCAGUUGGCCUACAGGUGUCAGCUAAGCAGCGGCCUUGCGAGCCGCCGCGGGUUUGGUUCGGCUAGCCCCUGUGUCGGAUUGAGUCCGGCUGGCAUGGGCAAGUUCAUCAAGGCUGGCCGCGUCGUCGUGCUUCUCCAGGGCCGGUACACGGGCAAGAAGGCCAUCGUGGUCAAGCCCUUCGACGACGGGUCGCGGGCGCGGCCGUUCGGCCACUGCCUCGUCGCGGGCGUGGACCGCGCACCCCUCAAGGUGACGAAGACGAUGGGCAAGAAGAAAAUUGCGAAGCGGUCUGCCGUCAAGCCCUUCGUGAAGUACGUCAACUACAACCACAUCAUGCCCACCCGAUACCAAGUGCCUGCCGAGGUCGGCGUGCAGUCGUGGGUCACAGACCAGCAGAUGGACAAUUCGGACGGACGCGUGGAGGCAAAGAAGCUGAUCAAAAAGGCGUUCCAGGAGAAGUUCGCGAGCCCGCCCGCCGACAAGACGGGCAAGCCGUCCAAGGACGUCCUGUACCUCCGGAAGAAGCUCCGCUUCUGAGCCCUCCCCGCCCCGGCGGCCAAAGACUGGAAGCGCCCGCGGCGGCCCUUCGGCACAGGGCGGCGGUUCUGCAGCAGGCAGAGAGAGGCUCCCGAUCAUCUCCAGGGGCGCGGGCGUGGAGAAGGGGGGUCACUGAGGCCGCCUCUAUUGCCGAGCGCGUCCCACUACUCUCGGAAUUGAACGAUUGCGGCAUGCGCUCGGCUUCGACGCGCGCGUGUGGAUUUUUGUUUCCGCAUUGCAGACGUAUGAUCAGUG
Molecule: messenger RNA, 795 nt
Organism: Prorocentrum cordatum
Lineage: Eukaryota; Dinophyceae; Prorocentrales; Prorocentraceae
Source: the annotation of a GenBank genome assembly